Messenger RNA from Histoplasma capsulatum G186AR, 342 nucleotides. RefSeq lists its product as uncharacterized. NCBI's taxonomy places the organism in Eukaryota, Fungi, Ascomycota, Eurotiomycetes, Onygenales, Ajellomycetaceae. The transcript is spliced from 3 exons. The record is from RefSeq and is a predicted model, not a curated record. Bases 1 to 342 code for a protein of 113 amino acids.
AUGGCACGCAACUCGACUUCUUUGAAGUCUCGUGUCGAAGGCAAAACUGGUGUUGGGGAUAAGCAUAUGAACAGACAAUGCGCCGGCAACCGAAGCGUUACGAGCUUCCUUAGGGAGGAAAAAGUUGAGAGGUUUAUUGUCCAAACGUUUCAUAGUGAAACCCGAAUUGCUCCUGGAAGCGUGGAGGUGAAAAGGGAGCGGAGAUUGGGCAAUUUGGACAGCAGAUACGGUUCGACAAUGGAGCAGAUCGUUCGGCAGACGUUCACAAAACUGGCGAAACUCUUCCUGUCAUCUCCCGAGUAUCUUGUUCCACCAAUUCGACCGGCAGUUUGGGCAGUUUGA